Messenger RNA from Ceratosolen solmsi marchali, 3288 nucleotides. RefSeq names its product Suppressor of ER stress-induced death (gene superdeath). The record is from RefSeq and is a predicted model, not a curated record. Gene Ontology annotation, molecular function: metalloaminopeptidase activity; peptide binding; zinc ion binding. Bases 167 to 3085 code for a protein of 972 amino acids. Gene Ontology annotation, cellular component: cytoplasm; membrane. NCBI's taxonomy places the organism in Eukaryota, Metazoa, Arthropoda, Insecta, Hymenoptera, Agaonidae. Gene Ontology annotation, biological process: proteolysis; peptide catabolic process. The transcript is spliced from 13 exons.
CGCUAUACGGAAGGUUUAAGGAUCGUGGGGCCGCAGUCGAAACUCUGGCGUCAAAGAGCGUGGAGGUGUGCCAGUGUAAAAUUUGUCUGCUUCGUAGGUAAAGACGAGGACCGGUCGGUGCGCUCUCUCCAAUUAGCUGACGAGAGCAUGAAAAUCGUUGGCAGCCAUGGGUAUGGACGACCGCACGACGACCUUUGGCCGCAAGCGCAGCUGCACCAUAACGCGCUGCGGAGCAUUUGCACUGGUGCUCACCUUCGUCGGGAGCAUCGUGAUCACGGGCCUACUCGUCUGUCACUUCGCGCCAUGUGUCGACGGUAAAAUAAGCCAGCACCGGGACAUCCUCGACUGGGAGGAGUCCUCGAUGUUCAGGGCCGGGCGCAGUUUCCGAAGAUCGCGCGCCAACAAAAUCAACGUGAGGCUGCCACGGUCCAUCGUACCCAAGAGCUACGACGUCAACCUCGUGCCUUUCAUCUGGGAAGGCAACUUCACUUUCAAUGGCGAGGUGAAAAUUGUCGUAAGCGUCGUACAAGAUACAACGAAUGUGACGUUGCACGCUUUCGACAUGGACAUCAAUUCUAAAUACACCAGCGUGUCGGAAUAUCCUGCCGCAUCUAAAAGUAAUAAAGUGAUAAAAAUAAAUCAGCAAUUUAAUGACACAAUUCGGCAAUUCUAUAUCAUAAAGUUGGCAAAAACGCUCAAAGCUGGAAAGCAGUACUUAAUUUAUUUGAAGUACAUUGGCCGACUGAAUGAUUAUCUUCAAGGCUUUUACAGAAGUUCGUACAUCGUUAACAAUGAGACAAGGUGGAUCGCCACAACGCAAUUCCAACCCACCGAUGCGCGUCGAGCUUUUCCGUGCUUCGACGAACCGGCAUUUAAAGCUACAUUCCAAAUUAACAUUGCUCGACCAACCAAUAUGACUUCUGUCUCAAAUAUGCCGAGGGAACGGGAAUCUCAGCCAGUAGAAGGAAUGCCUACAUAUGUGUGGGAUCAUUUUCAACGUUCGGUACCGAUGUCUACGUAUUUGGUCGCGUUCAUGGUCGCCGAUUUCGAGGCUCGGCACUCCGAGUCCCGCAAUGUUAGUGUUUGGGCUCGAAAAGAUGCUUUAGAACAGUCGGAUUACAGUCUUCAAAUUGGCCCGAAGAUUCUUGAUUACUACGAGAAUUAUUUCCAGAUCAAAUUUCCAUUACCAAAGAUUGAUAUGGUUGCCCUUCCGGAUUUCUCCGCUGGGGCUAUGGAAAACUGGGGAUUGAUUACUUACAGAGAAACUGCUCUGCUAUAUCAAGACGGAGUAUCCGCAAACGGCAAUAAACAAAGAGUUGCAGCAGUAGUUGCUCAUGAACUUGCACAUCAAUGGUUCGGUAAUUUGGUAACUCCAAGUUGGUGGACAGAUCUAUGGCUUAACGAGGGUUUCGCUAGUUACGUCGAAAAUAUCGGAAUUGACGCAGUGGAGCCCAGUUGGAAAGCUCUGGAACAAUUUGUCGUUCAUGAUAUGCAAAAUGUAUUCGCUCCGGAUGCACUCGAAAGUUCCCAUCCAAUAACCAUUGAGGUCGAUAAUCCGGAUGAAAUCAAUGAGAUAUUUGAUCGGAUCUCAUAUGCUAAAGGUGCCUCCAUAAUACGGAUGAUGGAUCACUUUUUAACGACAGAGGUGUUUAAGCGCGGCUUAACCAAUUACCUCAAUGCUAAGGCAUACAAGAGCGCUGACCAAGACAACCUGUGGCACACCUUGACAAAGCAAGCCCAUAAGGACGAAGUUCUUGACAAAGAUAUAACUGUUAAACAAAUAAUGGAUACGUGGACAUUGCAAACUGGAUUCCCCGUCAUUACGGUUAAGCGUAAUUAUCAAGAUAAUACUGCUGUCAUUACCCAGGAACGUUUUAUGCUGAGAAAUCAUAGCAAGAAGGGAAAAUCUCCACUUUGGUGGGUCCCCAUCACAUAUACUACCGCAACGAAGUUAAAUUUUAAUAAAACAAAGCCAUCGACAUGGAUGAAAGUCGAAAAGUCAAUUAAUCUAGAUAAUGUAAGCGACGAUCCAAAUGAAUGGGUUAUUUUCAAUUUAUUAGAAACAGGUUACUACCGAGUGAAUUACGAUCAAAAGAAUUGGCAGGCGAUAAUCAAGCACUUGAAAAGCGAGGGCUACAAGGACAUACCGACGAUAAAUCGGGCACAAUUGCUAGACGACGCCCUUAAUCUGGCGAGAGCCGGUCUGUUGGAUUAUGGGACGGCCAUGGACGUGACAUCUUAUCUCGAGCAAGAGACGGAGUAUCUGCCGUGGAAGGCAGCCCUCUCAGCCAUAAUUUACCUCGACAACAUGCUCGUGAAUGUUCAGGGCUACGACAUGUUCAGGAAACAUUGCCUGAAACUUCUGGACAACGUGUACCGCAACGUCAGCUUUAAAGACGACACGAACGACCCUCAAUUAACGGUAUUCACGCGAGCCGACAUCCUCACGUUGGCCUGCGACCUCGGCCAGCAGGACUGCGUCAGCAACGCCGUGAAGCAGUUUCAAGAAUGGCGAGCCAGUAACAAUACCAGCGUCAGCAAUCCCAUCUCGCCUAAUCUGAAGAGCAUCAUUUAUUGCACGGCGAUCCGCAUGGGCGGGGAGUCCGAUUGGAAUUUUAUGUGGCAGCAAUACCUUAAGUCCAACGUUGGCUCGGAGAAGGACUUGUUGUUGCAGGCUCUGGGAUGCACGAGGGAGACCUGGUUGCUUAGUAGGUACCUGAAUUGGGCCUCGAGCAGCAAUUCCUUUAUCAGGAAGCAGGACAUGACGAGGGUGUUCGCGUCCGUAGCGAAUAAUAUAAUCGGCCAGCCGAUAGCCUUCAACUUCUUCAGGAACAAAUGGAAUCAACUGAAGGAAUACUUAGGCACAUCGUUCAGCAGCAUUAAUGGCAUCAUUAAGGCAUCGACCAAUCGCAUUAAUUCUAAAUACGAGCUAAAAGACCUUGUAGAAUUCGUAAAUGAGCACAAGGAGGAAUUUGGCAGUGCCUCUCGAGCUGCCGAACAAGCAAUAGAACACGUCGAGGCGAACAUUCAGUGGCUGGAGAGAAAUCAUAAGAAAAUUUACAACUGGCUGAAGAAGAAAUCGUAAAUGAAUAAAACGAGACAAAGGAUCAAGAGUAUUUUCACUUUUAGGAUACACGAAAAUGCAGUACAAUAAAAUUUUGCUUUAUAAUGUGCAGAGCAUCAUACACUGACGUGAAAGAAUAUACUUAUAACAAUUAAUAUGGCUAAUUCAUUAAUAUAUUUCUUAUUUGCUACGAAUUAUUCUUGGAAUACAUUAAUUGGUAAAAA